Diachasmimorpha longicaudata is the source of this 2207-nucleotide messenger RNA. RefSeq names its product POC1 centriolar protein homolog A-like (gene Poc1). The transcript has 4 exons. Gene Ontology annotation, cellular component: ciliary basal body; cytosol; centriole. Gene Ontology annotation, molecular function: protein kinase C binding; ribosome binding; translation regulator activity. The record is from RefSeq and is a predicted model, not a curated record. Gene Ontology annotation, biological process: rescue of stalled cytosolic ribosome; cilium assembly; positive regulation of protein phosphorylation. Bases 251 to 1660 code for a protein of 469 amino acids. NCBI's taxonomy places the organism in Eukaryota, Metazoa, Arthropoda, Insecta, Hymenoptera, Braconidae.
CUGGGUCAGUCCCAGUUUGUUUUGAAAACCAACUGUCACUCUAUUGUGCUCCAAAAGUAUUUGGGUUUCGUUACAAAAAUCAAACGAAUUAAUCUCAAUUUCGAUUCAUGUUGCUACUCUGAGGCAGUAGAAUAAUUUAUCUCCAUCUACCAGAGGAUCUGAACAAGGAUUGUCAGUCAGGGAAGAAAAAUAGCUGGAAGAUUGUGGAUGUAUUGCUGUAUUUUUCUUUGGGGAUUACCAUAUACUAAAAAUGGAUUGCACAUCAGCGUCAGCCCUGAGUAGUCCCUGUGAUCCAACAAUAGAACGUCACUUCAGAGGUCACAAGAAAGCCAUAACAAACCUGACCUUUCACCCAGAUGAACGUCAAGUGGCGACAGCAAGUCUGGACAACACAUUCAUGGUGUACACCUUCUCAUCCUCAAUGAGAGCGAAUCGUUUCAUAUCCCACAAGGACGCUGUCCAGGAUGUCGACUAUGCCCCCUCUGGGGAGGUGAUUGCCACAGCUUCCAAGGACAGAACAGUCAGAAUUUGGGUGCCAACAGUCAGGGGAGAGUCGCUGGACUUCAGAGCUCAUACUGGAGCAGUGAAAUCCGUUCGAUUCAGUGGAGAUGGCCAGAACCUGGUGACAGCGUCUGAGGAUAAAAUCGUCAAACUGUGGGUCGUCUGCAGGAGGCGAUUCCUCAAGUCCUUCGUUGGACACACGAACUGGGUCCACUGCGCCAGAUUCUCCCCCGAUGACAGACUGAUAGUGUCUUGUAGCGAUGACAAAACCAUCAAAUUGUGGGACAUUGCUAGUGGAAUGUGCGUUAGGACCAUUACAGAGCUGAAAGAUCCAGCUCUUGAUGUACAAUUCCACCCCAGUGGAAUUGGCAUUGGGGCUGGAAAUGCCGGGGGAUGUGUCAGGUUUUAUGAUCUGAGGACUGGAGAAUUGCAUCAGCAUUACACUGCUCAUACGGGGGCUGUUAAUAAAGUGAAAUUCCAUCCGAAUGGGAAUUUCAUACUCACCGCCUCGGAGGACGCCUCGAUGAAGGUUCUAGAUUUACUCGAGGGCCGUCCAAUUUACACCCUGAAAGCUCACUGUGGAGGUGUUCGAGCCAUUGGUUUCUCCCAAACAGGAGAAUUGUUUGCUUCUGGUGGUGCUGACCAACAACUAUUGGUCUGGAAGUCAAAUUUCGAUACAUACGCACCACCGAGGGCCAAGAGGGCUCUCUAUCCAGACACUGCACGAUUAAACUUAGAAUCCCAAAUUAAAGCUCUGCAGAUUGACACUCAUCAAGACUCUUCGGGAUCUUACGUGGACGCUAGAGAAAAUGUGGAAGAGAGUGGAGAGGAUGAAGAGAAAGAAGAAUUGGAGUAUGUAACAGAAUUGGGGGAUGUAAAUGUGGAAAUGGCGAGAGGAAGAAGCUGUUUUGGUCCAAUUGCAGAGAUUCCAGGUGAGAGAUAUCCCGUAGAAGUGAUAGAUCUGCGAAAUUCAUGGCCACAGCAUCAAGGGAGGGCCGGGCAACCCCCGCCCUCUAGAAUUAAUCGAAAUCGCCUUGUCAAGUCUCAUUCAACCAACAGCCUCGAACAACUUCUCAGUAAUCAAGUGGAGGCUCUGAGGAACACAAUGGUCAUCCUCGAGAAACGGCUCACGAAUGUUGAGGAGAGGCUCAAAAACUAGAUUAAGUAUCAACAUCACAAUUUUUUAUUUAAUUUUUCGCAUGUACUUUAUUUAUUGCUUAUCGCGCUCCUGAAUUUUUCAUUCAGGCUUUUAAUUAUUAAGAAGUGAGAAAACGUAACUGUGAAUUACGAUAAAUUUUUGUCAAAUUUAGGAGUUAAGUAUUGAUAAUUAAUUCGAAGUGAUGAGCUAGUUAAUGGAUGAGGGAAAUUAAACAGAAUUUUCGCUCUGCGUUUUUCGCUUUUGAAGAUAAUUGUAUUGUUGUUGGCACUAUGUGAUGUGAUUCUUCCAUUUUAUCACUUUUUUAGUGAAUGACAAUGAAUUAUUUAUGAUGAACUGGUCAAUCAAUUACUUAAUGGUGUGUCUGGCGAUGAUUUUGUUAAUCAAGUUACCAUAUUCCCUUUUGGAAAUGUAAAUUUAUUCAGUUCGUCAGGGUGCCAUCUACUAUUUAUCGACAGUGAUACAUUAUACUCGAUUAUUAAUCAAUAAAUUUUCAGUUUUAUACAAAAUAAACGAGUAAAAAAAUAGGAAAUACAUGAUAUUACUGCCA